Molecule: messenger RNA, 1047 nt
Organism: Malaya genurostris
Lineage: Eukaryota; Metazoa; Arthropoda; Insecta; Diptera; Culicidae
Gene: shrb
Product: charged multivesicular body protein 4b
Exons: 5
Coding region: 182-853 (223 amino acids)
Biological process (GO): late endosome to vacuole transport via multivesicular body sorting pathway; vesicle budding from membrane
Cellular component (GO): multivesicular body; ESCRT III complex; cytoplasmic side of plasma membrane
Source: RefSeq, a predicted model, not a curated record
AAUGACGCAUCCGUCAAUAUUUAAAGCGAACCAAAGAAAGAAAAAGUGUUUUUCGUCUAACAUCUUACAAGUGCGAAAUUUUUAAAAAUUGGUUGUUGAGAAACAUAUAUUUAAGUCAAUCCAGCAUCUACACACUGACCAAUCAAGUACGAAUUCCUAACAAACAGAAAACCCCGUCAAGAUGAGUUUCUUUGGCAAACUUUUCUCCGGGAAAAAGGGUGAACCAGCUCCGACACCAAGCGAGGCAAUACAAAAACUACGGGACAUUGAAAAUAUGCUUACCAAAAAGCAAGAGUUUCUGGAGAAAAAAAUUGAAGUCGAACUGGACACCGCACGAAAGAAUGGAACCAAAAACAAACGAGCUGCUCUUCAAGCCCUCAAAAGAAAGAAGCGGUACGAGAAGCAAUUGACGCAAAUCGAUGGCACUCUUUCCACAAUAGAAAUGCAACGUGAAGCAUUGGAGAAUGCCAAUACAAACACUGCGGUCCUAACCACGAUGAAGAAGGCUUCAGACGCUCUAAAGGCUGCUCAUAAGGACAUGAAUAUCGACGAUGUUCACGACAUGAUGGAUGACAUCGCCGAACAGAAUGACAUUGCGAAUGAAAUCUCAAAUGCUGUUUCGUCUGCUGUCGGUUUCGGACAGGACAUCGACGACGACGAGCUGGAGAAAGAACUGGAAGAGCUGGAGCAGGAAGAACUGGACAAAGAACUGCUGGGAGUGCAGCCCGAAACCGAUCAGUUACCGGAUGUGCCAUCCACCGAUCUUCCGAGCAAAGCGAAAGAAAAGAAAAAGGCAGUCGCAGAGGAUGAUGACGAUCCAGAUAUGAAGGAACUAAUGUCCUGGGCUAACUAAACCGGAUGUGGCAAUGGAAUGCACUGGUUUGCAAUGUAUCCUUGUGCCGUAUUUUCCGAACCCAAAUACACAUACACGCAUAGUCAUGAGAUCCCGGUUUGCUUUCAUGCGAUGCACUUAAUCUAUGUGAAAACAUAAGAGCUGUUUUUUUCUGCUAAACCAUAAUAUAAUGCUCUAGUGUUUAGUGAUCGAAA